GUUGGGUGCGCCGCUGUGACGUCACGAUCACGUGACCAGAAAAACGAAAAGGCCGAGUCGAUAAAAACAUUUUUGUUGCCAACUUUUCCUCCGCAACUUUUUUUUCUGUUGAUUUUAAAGAGCUGAGAGACGCCAAGAUGACCGAUCAGCUCCAGAGGGUCCUAUCGGAGAAGAAGGACCUGGUGGAGACGGUGAUGGAGGUCUUCGAGCAGGGCGCCGAGGUGGUGGCCAGCAUCGCCGGCGACCUCUUCCCCAUCUUCUCCAUCGCCGCGCCCAUCGUCAAGCUGGCGCUGGACAACGUGGAGUGCAAGGAGGCGGUCUACAUGAAGGAGCAGUUCCAGAAGGUGCGCGACCGCCUGGAGGUGGUCUCGGAGCAGAUGCAGAGGAUCCACGAGGAGAUCAAGAAGAGCGCCAUGGACGCCGCCUACUUCUCUAUAGAGGAGAACAUCACCAACCAGUUCAGGAAGUACAUGGACAUCCUCAACGCCAAAGCCAAGUUCCGGGAGGUCAAGAAGAAUCUCUUCCUGCAGCAUUUUGACAAGACGGGCGGCGACAAGAACCUCCACGUUCUCUACAACGCCGUGAUGGGCAGCACCUUCUCCGGGGAGCCCGUGCUGGAAGUUGUCCUUAAUUACGAGGAGAAGAGUCGGCGGCCGACGGAGGACUUCUGUGCCAGGCUGAAGAACCUCUUCUGCGUGGGCAUCAUCGCACUGUUGGGCCACGCCGCCCUGAAGGGCUACGGCGAGGAGGAUGCGCUCCUGAAAGACUGGAGCGACAAGAUGAAGGAGGUCCAGGGCAAAAUGAACGCCGUCAUCGAGGAUUGCGUCGUCAGCUUCCCCAAACAGGCAGAGCUGGAUUCACGUCGGCUGGUGAGGGACAACCCGGGCUGGAGCAACCAGCAGCUGGCCGACGCCAUCAUAGACAUGCUGAAGAAGAAGUACGACUGGGUCGGCUGGUCGGUGCGUGUCUUCAAGCCCCCCUCGGGUCUGUUUGCCAGGAAGAAUUAUCACUGCCCCGCGGGGAAUAACCGCUUCCAGGUGCCCACGCCAAACGACAAACCCAUCGUGGUGGUGUCUUUCAGCUCAUCCCCAGAACCUGUGGACCACCACAAGAUCCAGGAGCUGAUCCACAGCCAGAAGAAGCUCGGCGCGGCGGCCGUGGCCGAGAUGCUGUUUGAGGAGCUGCCCGGCUGUGCCAUCCACACGGCAAAGGCCAGCAAGGACCUGGUCUGCACUUGGAGCUUCUCAGACGAGCUGCACUACUGGGGGCAGCACAGUAACUUGUACGUCUGCGUCCACUCGGCCUGAGACACCUUGCUGCACUUUUCACCUUCCUCACAUUCCUGCUGCUGCUCACUGCUCCCCCUCACCUCCCCCUCACUUUUUUCUCGUAGAAUUUGCCUCAAUUUUGAAAAAAUAACCACUUUUUCUUGUAAUAUUCCGACUUUAUUCUCAUAACAUUGUGGAUUUUUUUCCGUGAUACGCCAACUUAAAUCUCGUAAAAUUCCAACUUUUUUCCU
Molecule: messenger RNA, 1519 nt
Organism: Entelurus aequoreus (snake pipefish)
Lineage: Eukaryota; Metazoa; Chordata; Actinopteri; Syngnathiformes; Syngnathidae
Gene: rpz4
Product: rapunzel 4
Exons: 2
Coding region: 138-1307 (389 amino acids)
Source: RefSeq, a predicted model, not a curated record